AUGGCGGGGCCCGGGGCGGCCGCGGCGGCGCUGCUCCCGGCUGUCCUGUUGGCGGUGCUGGCGCCCUGGGCCGGCCGAGGGGGCGCCGCCGCACCCGCCGCACCCAACGGCACGCUGGGGGCCGAGCUGGAGCGCCGCUGGGAGAGCCUGGUGGCGCGCUCGCUGGCGCGCCUGCCGGUGGCCGCGCAGCCCAAGGAGGCGGCCGUCCAGAGCGGCGCGGGGGACUAUCUCCUGGGCAUCAAGCGGCUGCGGCGACUCUACUGCAACGUGGGCAUCGGCUUCCACCUCCAGGUGCUCCCCGACGGCCGCAUCGGCGGCGUGCACGCGGACACGAGCGACAGCCUGCUGGAGCUGUCGCCGGUGGAGCGGGGCGUGGUUAGCAUCUUUGGCGUGGCCAGCCGGUUCUUCGUGGCCAUGAGCAGCAAGGGCAAGCUGUACGGCUCGCCGUUUUUCACAGAGGAGUGCAAGUUCAAAGAGACCCUCCUCCCCAACAACUACAACGCCUACGAGUGCUACAGAUACCCCGGCAUGUUCAUCGCCUUGAGCAAGACCGGCAGGACCAAGAAAGGGAGCCGAGUGUCCCCCACCAUGAAGGUCACCCACUUUCUCCCCAGGCUGUGACUCCCAGCGUCCCGCCUCCAAGUCCCGGACAGUCAGGAGACUUUCUUCAGAUGGACGGUCUAAUGCAAGAGUAGGUGUAAGAUAUUUAAAUUAAUUAUU
Molecule: messenger RNA, 720 nt
Organism: Mustela lutreola (European mink)
Lineage: Eukaryota; Metazoa; Chordata; Mammalia; Carnivora; Mustelidae
Gene: FGF4
Product: fibroblast growth factor 4
Exons: 3
Coding region: 1-621 (206 amino acids)
Biological process (GO): cell differentiation; positive regulation of cell population proliferation; fibroblast growth factor receptor signaling pathway
Cellular component (GO): cytoplasm
Molecular function (GO): growth factor activity; fibroblast growth factor receptor binding
Source: RefSeq, a predicted model, not a curated record